AGGUAAUGAGUUCUUCCAGUGAAUACCGAUUUUUAACUUAUAUCAAUGGAACCGUAGUUGAUUAUAUCGAAUGGAGGCUUCCACUACAAUUCAUUUAUUCUUUUGAAGUUGGUAUGAUGGUGACCAAUUUCCUUGAAUAUGUCUACACCUUUUAUCUUCUCUUACGAUUUCGUGCAAUGCAUAGCAAUCUACACAUUCUUUUACUUUUAUAUGGUGGACAGUACUUUUUUUCGAUGAUAUCGAGAGCUGUUUUAUUGUAUUUUCAAUUCCAUGAUGCAGAAUCGAUGAAUGACCCUUCAUUUGCUGAUUUGAUUUAUACUGCAAAUUAUACAAGAACAAUUUGUCUUUUUGUGGCAUUUAAUAUGCUCCCGUUUCUUGUUUUUGAAAGAUGCUUUGCGACAUGUUUCGCUGGAACUUACGAAAACGAUCGUCACUAUUGGAUUCCACUUCUCUUGAUUUCUAUCAUGAUGCCCGUUUGUGUAUUUUCAGCAGUGGCAUACAUUAAUAAUUGGUUCUCCAUAUACACCCAUGGCAUUUUGCUAAUUGUGCUCAAUAUCGGUGGCUCACUACUUCUUAUUAUUGUGACAAAAUGCAAUAUUCGUCUUCAUAACUCAUACUCUACACUUGAACAUCACGGUCUUUAUUCAUUGAGUGAACGGUUUCAAGUGUCAGAAAAUAUAAAAACAUGUCAGUGGUUAUCCAGGAUUCAAGGUUCCAUUCUCUUUUUCAACGUCGCGUGUGUAUCUCUGUUAGUUCUUGAAAACGUUUCAAUGAACGAUAAAAUGGUUAUUGUAUCAAACGUGUCAUUCAACAUUUUAUGCACAAUAUACGCUGCAGUGACUCCAAUAAUUGUAAUAAUUUACACACCUGAAUGGACCAGAGAGACAAUAAGAUUGUGGCAUUUAAUAUUUCUUCUUUCAAACACUGACCAACUUGAUCUACGUACAACAUUUGGGGAAGAAAUGAACUAUUCGGAUAAAAAUAUUGAAUCAAAAGUAUAUUUUGACCAAUUGCAAAGAAAUUUAACAGAAGAAGCAAUGAAAAAAUCAAAAAAGAAACAUCGAAGCUCAUCUUGGAAUAACAGUGAACAUGAAAUAUUUCUGUGAUAAUUUUAAAGUUUAUUGUGAUUUCAAAAUUCAUUCAAAUACAUAUUUACACAAAAAUCGAAUUAAUAAAUCAAUUAUUAUUU
Messenger RNA from Caenorhabditis elegans, 1189 nucleotides. RefSeq names its product Serpentine receptor class epsilon-6 (gene sre-6). The transcript has 8 exons. Gene Ontology annotation, cellular component: membrane. The record is from RefSeq and is marked reviewed. NCBI's taxonomy places the organism in Eukaryota, Metazoa, Nematoda, Chromadorea, Rhabditida, Rhabditidae. Gene Ontology annotation, biological process: sensory perception of chemical stimulus. The coding region runs from base 6 to 1106 and encodes 366 amino acids.